ACAAUAAACAAUUGUUACACUUGAACAAUACAACAAGUUUUCCGUAUGUCAUCAGUUACUGAAGAACUUAUUAUACUCAUUUUCGGGCCUUUCUAUUGAGUUCUGGACUCCUAUAGCACAGCUACACACAAUAACCCGCACAGAAAGCUUUCUGGAUCUUCUAGACUCUGCGCCUCUUCCUGCAGUGUUUCCUUGGGUUUCCUUCUUCCCGCCCAAACGUUCUGUGUAAUUUACUUCACCCCCAGCCCUCCUCGAGGUACGCCUCCCGCCAAGCCCGCUCCGCUGACAUUUUGCCUGGCGUAACACAGAAUUUUACUCUUCCUCUGGGGCAGGAGAUUCUCUUCUCCUGUGUGUCAAUCCAUUGCUAUGCAAUUUCUUGGAUUUGUCUGCUAGCAUUAAUGAGCUUGGCUAUUGUGGUCAAGGUCUGUGUGAAGGAAAAGUGGCAAACAAAUCCAGAGCUCAUCGAAAGUGUGGAGCUCAGGCUUCAGUUCCCUUCAACACGAAGUGGAAAAAAAAGACUAUAGUGCAAGUUAAUUGUGCCGCGAGAGUGGGAGUUUGUUUGAAGGCAUUAAUCAUUGACAUUCAAAGGGACAUGCUCAGCCCAUACCUGGCACUUACUGCAGCUCAAAACAUACCCAACAGGAAGGCAAAGGGAUGUGAAUUGCAUGUCCUCUGUCCACAAAUCUGUGCGAUGCCUCAUUUGCAGCCUGUGUCACAUGAAAAUCUCUCUAGAUAGAUUGUGUCGCGGUACAGUAUACUUAGCAGCCUGUCAUGGUAUCAUGAUGGGUCUGUUUGAAGAGAGAGAUUGGAUCUGAUUGAGAGGAAUAUUACACCAUCCCCCUUGGUGAUCUGAUGAUUUAGGUUGAAACACUGAUAGGAAUAAUGAUGGGAAAGUUAGAGUAUGCACGUACUGUACCCUGCACAGUUUUGAAAGGCUUGACAAAGUCAUCCCUUGCUGCUUUCUAAUGGGACAGUAAUGAGGAACACUCCACUGUUAAACUGUAUAGACAAAUGUGCCAUUAAACUUGCCAUUAAACCUGCAAGAACUGAAAAUGGAAGCUCGUGUGGAGUUGGUCUCCCAUUUGCAGUCAUAACAGUUUCCAAUUUUAUGGGAAGACAUUUUCAGUGUUUUGGGAGUGCAGUCGACCUUCGCUACAUCGUGGUUCGAACAGCGUCCCCUCACUCGAUCGUGGUUUUUCAAACAUUAAUUAGUUAACAAAUGAUCGCUGUUUCGUGGUUAACUAUGGUCUAUUAUUUGUCAAAAAAUAUUGAAAGACAAGUCACAGUCACAUAGUCAUAGUCCGGUCACUAGGCACCUGUAAUGACACCAAACACUGAUAAGACAUGACAUGACAUUAGAUGACUUUAACAGUGCAUGUAGUCAGCCAUGGCAUUCCAACAUGACAAAGUGGAAAAAAAGUUUCCCUCCCAUUCCAUGUUGAGGUCAUUUUUUGGCUUCUUACGUUGUCCUUUUUCCCUACUCUGUUUGAAACCCUUUCUUAGGUUUAGAAUAAAUAAAUUGGAGGCUAACUGGCUAGCUCGCAAGCAUGCUAUGCUUAACGCCGUGGCAGACUCUUGUGUCCCUUCAGUGAUCCCGUAGCCUGUGCAUUGCCAAUGUGGUGUAAACAAAGAACAAUGGAAGAGUAAAGGUGACUAUAGGAGUGGUGUCUAAAGGGCUCUAAUAAUGGUAAAAAAAUAUAUAUAUAUAUACAGUAUAUUUAGAAAGUCAUAAACAGGUUUUCUAUGAUCUAACUACGAAAAUAUUCCAUUUAUUAUUACUGAAUCUUACUUUGCUGAAAUUGACUUAUCAAAGUCACGUCUGAAACCAAUUAACCGCGUUAAAUGACAACUGUAGUUGUCCAGAAGUGAAUGAAUGAUGUUUGAGGUAACAAAUGCGGGCAAAAUGCUUUGUGUAAUGGCUGCACAGUCAUGCAGAAACAGUUUCUAUGAAAUUAGUGCGACAGAUUUGUCCAAAAUGUCCUGUUAUGCAUGGCUUGCAACGGCAGAGCAGGAAGAGGACGCAUUUAUAAUAUUCCAAAGUUAGCGCCCCCAAUGCAGUGCCUAACCAAAGCAGACAACACCUUUAAGACCAAGAGUGAACUAGGGGUUCUUGCCCCAUGCCAUUUAAAGUUUGUCUUAAUACUGCAAUUAAUUUGGGGAAUACACAGUAUGUGCAUACUAUAUUCUGUUUACUGACUUGUUUACUGACGUGUGCUUCAUCCAUCCAUUUUCCUCCGCUUAUCUGGGUACGGGUCGCGGGGGCAGCAGUCUCAGUAAAGAAGCCCAAACUUCCCGUGCCCGGCCACCUCUUCCAGUUCCACCGGUAAGACACCAAGGCGUUCCCAGGCCAGCUGUGAGACACAAUCCCUACAGCGUGUCCUAGAUCGGCCCCGGGACCUCCUCCCAGCUGGGCAUGCUCGGAACACAUCACCAGGGAGGCGUCCGGUGACCUCUAAGACUCAACAAAUGUGAGACAAAUUUGGCUUUGAUGAAGAGGAACUAAAAUCUGCCUCCUACUUUGACAUGCUCAAUAUGUGUCUGGAUACCUGAGUGGGCCAACCAACAGUUACUAUCACUGUCCCCUUUGUAGGAACUAACAUGGACAAAGUGGUCGUCAGUCUCCUGCUUCUGGGAAUCAUGUUUACAAUGGCCCAGGCAUGUCCCAAAUACUGUGUCUGCCAGAAUCUCUCAGAGUCUCUGGGGACUCUUUGCCCCUCCAAAGGCCUACUCUUUGUCCCGCCGGACAUAGAUCGCCAUACUGUGGAGCUACGAUUAGGUGGCAACUUUAUCCUCAAGAUCACCACUCAGGACUUUGCUAACAUGACAGGUCUGGUGGACCUGACCUUGUCCCGCAACACCAUCGGCGCCAUCCAACCUUUCUCCUUCAUUGACCUAGAGACCCUGAGAUCCCUUCACCUUGACAGUAACCGAUUGACCGAUUUGGGGCCGGAUGACCUGAGGGGUCUGAUCAACCUACAGCACCUGAUCCUCAACAACAAUCAACUGAGUCGCAUAUCCAAAGUCGCCUUUGAUGACCUGAUGCUGACACUGGAAGAUCUGGAUUUGUCAUAUAACAACCUUCGCAGUGUGCCUUGGGAAGCCAUCCGCAAGAUGGUCAACCUCCAUCAGAUGAGUCUGGACCAUAAUCUUAUCGCAUUCAUUGCUGAGGGGACUUUUACAGAUCUGGAAAAACUAGCUCGUUUGGAUCUUACCUCCAACCGCCUGCAGAAGCUCCCACCGGACCCUAUCUUUGGACGAUCUCAGAGCAGCAUCGGAAUGACCACUCCAUACAUACCUCCGCUGUCUCUAAGCUUUGGUGGAAACCCAUUGCACUGCAACUGUGAGGUACUUUGGCUUCGAAGGCUGGAACGAGAGGAUGACAUGGAAACCUGCGCUUCUCCUACAAGUUUAAAAGGACGCUACUUUUGGUCAGUCCGUGAGGAGGAAUUUGUUUGUGAGCCUCCCCUCAUCACACAACAUACACACAAGUUGCUUGUGCUAGAAGGUCAAACUGCUAGUCUACGCUGUAAAGCAGUAGGCGAUCCAAUGCCGACCGUUCACUGGGUUGCGCCAGAUGACCGCUUGAUCAGCAAUUCCUCUCGAGCAACUAUAUAUGAAAACGGCACCCUGGAUAUUACAAUCACAACAUCCAAGGAUUAUGGAACCUUUACUUGCAUAGCUGCAAAUGCUGCUGGGGAAUCAACAGCCUCAAUAGAACUAUCAAUCAUUCAGCUCCCUCACCUAACUAAUGGUACAAACCGAACCACACAGUCCAAGUCUGGUCUUUCAGACAUAACUAGCUCUACCAAGAUAAGUAAGGGGGAGCCUAAAACUCUGCCCGACAAUGUAGUAUCUGUCUCAGAAGUGUCUUCGGUCUCAGCUCUGAUAAAAUGGACUGUGAGCAAAUCAACUCCAAAGGUCAAAAUGUAUCAGCUCCAGUACAAUUGCUCUCAGGAUGAAGUCCUCAUUUACAGGAUGAUUCCUAUGACAAAUAGAGCCUUUGUAGUCACCAAUCUUGUGCCAGGGAUGCAGUAUGAUCUGUGCGUAUUGGCUAUCUGGGAUGACAGUGCCACUACUCUUACAGCCACCAACAUUGUAGGUUGUGUCCAGUUUAUGACCACGGACGACUAUCCCCAAUGCCAGUCUCUUCACAGUGGUUUCUUGGGUGGCACCAUGAUCCUGGUCAUUGGCGGUAUCAUUGUGGCCACUCUACUGGUGUUUAUAAUCAUCCUCAUGGUUCGCUAUAAAGUGACCAGUGGCAUCCAGACUAUAAAAUUACCCUCUGUGAGUAAUACUUACUCGCAGACCAAUGGUGGUAUGAAUAGAUUCAAUGGAGCCCCACCACAGGUCAAAUCGGCUGUGGUGGUCAUGCGUGAGGAAAUGGUGGAGUUUAAAUGUGGAUCCCUCCAAAGCAGUAUCUCCUCAUCUUCAUCCUCUUCUAACUCAUUGGAAAGUCAAACAGGAAGAAGGGCUGGUGACUGCUACAGCAUGCAGGGAGCUGAAUGCAGCACCCUGCCCUGCAGCAAGUUCCGGAGGCAUAGGCACAGUUCGAAACCACAGCCAAACCUGGACCACCUUUUAGGAGCCUUCAACGCAAUGGAGCUGCGAGGUGUAUCAAGAGACCGUCAAGGGGUCCCGAGCCCCUCCACCGCUUCCAGUGCUAUGAUUACAGGAGCUGUAGCACCCCUGUCAGACAAAGAACCUCUACUUGGAAGGGCGGAGUCCACCACCAUGUUGGGUCGUCUCCUAGGACUACCCCAAGAAGGUAAACCCAAAAGGAGCCAUUCAUUUGACAUGGGUCAUGUGGGAGCCACACAGUGUCGCGGCACCCACCCUCGCAGGAUCAGUAACAUCUGGACUAAACGCAGUUUGUCUGUUAAUGGCAUGCUACUACAGUACGAUGACAAUGAGGAUGAUAAGCCUACUUUUGAAGCAUCCGAGUGGGUAAUGGAGAGCACAGUUUAAGUACAGUUGAGCAAAUUGUACUUUGCCAAACGAUUCAUUUGAACCAAGAACUAAGGAAACAUGACUUUGAAAGAGCGGAGUAUACCACAGCGGACCAAUUUUGGAGGUUUUUCAUUAAUUUCGACCAUGUGCAUACUGUUUGACAAAACACUCAACUCAAACAGUCUACAACUGCAAGUCAAAAAUGGCUCACCUUUCUUGAGUCUUGGAUGAUGCAGAAAUGGCCUGGAAUAACGCCUCCUCAACUCGGCACUUGAGAGUAUCAAAAAGGGGAAAAGGGAGAUGAAAAAAUUCAGAGUGGAUUACUGGGUCUUUAUCAAAUGACUUGAAUGCCAAGUGGAUUUGCUUCAGCUAUGGUGAAAGGGAUGUACUUUUGUGUGACCCACUGCGUGAAAUGGGACUACUGCCACAGUUGAUAGAAGAACUACAGGAUCACUAUAGGAAAAAUUAAAUCUUUUAACAUUUUACUUUCAUCUAGGUUUUCUAUCAUUUUUACUAUUUAUUAUUUGGGGAAAAAUCAUCGAGCAACAGUGUGCAGUUUACCAAUGCGGUUAUCCGACAGAAUUAAAGUAUCACAAAAAUGUUUCUUUCAUAGAACCAUUUCAGAUCACAUUGUGAUUAUGUCCAUGCAUUCUUGCCAGUCACAAAAGAGACUAAGACCGAUUACCAUGUGACCCUGUUCUCAAGGUAUCAGAAAGACAUUGGAACAUCAAGCUUAUGUUGAUUUCUGCUUUGGGUAUCAUAUUUUUUUUUUUACAGGAAAAUUAAAUAAGCCAAUGCUCAUUUAGAUAAGAUCAUAUAUAGCUGAACUCAACAUGAAAACAUCUUUACUUGUUUUCACAUCAUUUUAAAAAAUGUAGCAUCAAACUACUCUAAAGCAUUUGUUGUUGAGUCUGUGACAUCUCAUGUUCAGUUGUUAUAACGCUGGGUUAGUGUACCAGGCUAGUAUGGUCAAAUAAAUCCAAGCACCUCUUUUUUGUGACAGUUUGAUAUAAAAAAAACCAAAAAAACAGUAAGUUUGAAAACACCCAGUCCAUCAAAUCAUUUUCUCUGCUAUGUAAUCAAUCACUGGUGUAGUCUGGCAAUGGACAGAAGAGGUAUAACAAUUUGGAGAGUCAGAAAUUCCAUGUGUUUGUCAUGAAUUCUCUGUUUAUUAAAUGGAGAAAAGUAACAGACAUUACAUAUCAUGAGAAAAAUUUCCACGACAUGGCAAGAAACACAGAAAGCACACAAAAAAUGGUUGAUGUAUCUGGUUCAUUCAUCCAAUGAGCUCUCUAGCUUUCAUUCUCUUUUAUUCAGAGUUGUAAAUGACAAUAACUGAAUUAGUCGCUAUUCAGAAUUACAGCCUGAGAUAUUCCCAGUCCCCACUUUGAUGCCUUUCUCAAUAUCCUGUGGGUCCUUGCUGCGACUGAUUAUGUCGGGUGUUUAUAUGUUUUUAUAGUUUUGGUCCCUAGGUGUAGCAUUCUGUAUAUUGGCAUAUUUUGUACAAUAACUGGGUGAGAAUGUAAAAGUGGGGACUUAUUUGGUGGUGUUUUCAUUUCCAUUGCAAGCAAACAGUGAAGGUGCUUUCCUGUGGUGUACUAACUUGGUCAUUUUUAGCUGGCUCAGUGAAAUGGGAUUUUCCAUAAAACUGCACAAGACAAGCGGGGAACUACUUGUUCCUAAAGUAUCAAUUAACCCUCAUUGUGGAAAAAAAUAACAAAAAAACAACAUUUCUUGACUCACAAAGAUUGUCUGUUUUCCCCAAAGAGGUGGUCAUACUUCCGAAUUGGUCACCCCGGGUUGCAUUACAUCUUUGGUGUUUGGUUAAAUUAUUAAAAUCUCUAAAAAUACAAAGUACAACUGCAGUAUUUCCCAAAUGUGACACCAGUGUUGAUAAAAGAGAAAUUUGUAUUUUGUGAAUGGACCAUUUAACUUGCUAGUUCUUCUUGUGUCCUCUUGUAACAUCCCUGUUCACGCUGCUAACUAAGAAUACAACUUUGUGCGUGACUUGGUACAGUCAUGAUUGCCACCUAAAACUGAAGGGAAAAAAAACAAGAUUUAUGUGUGAAAACAUUUUGCUAAGAAAAAUUAUAUGAAAUGUUAAUAAAUUCUUAAUGGUCCUCUGUGUCCUUACUGUAGUGUCUUAAUAAUAUUCCAUGUGCCUUGAAUUACAUUAUUCAUUGCAUACUGUUGCAAAUUGUUACCUGGGUGUCCUUCCCCUCUCAUUGUCAUUGUUUACUAGGGGUGAGCCAAGGUGUUUCUGUCCGAUGUCCAGCUGCUAUAAUCAGGCCAGUUUCUGCUGAGUCACCUCAGCACUGCCCUUAUUACACAUCACUAGUACAUGCAUCUCUUUGCCAGAGCCCAUUAUAAGGCCCUAAUUCAUAAUCUGCCUGGGAAGGUGCUUACACCAGCACAGAAUAAGUAUAAUCUCAUGAACCAAGUGUUGUGAGAGCCUGAUUUGCCUACAGAAGGUAGAUAAAUUGUCUAUGGAAAGAUGAUAUUUGAAGAGAAAAAGACAUGAUACUUUUCCAAGGCCAAUCAUAGCGGUUAUAAUGUGCCAAAUGGUACUGAUGGUACUCCAGUCCUGUAGGUGGCUGUAAUGUGCAUUCAAAAAUGAGUGUCAACUGCAACAAACAACAAGCUGUUUUCUCCAUCUGCUGGAUAUGGUGGGUUACUGUCCCACUCUGUCACCAUGCAAAUAGACUGUAAGAACUUAAUAUGAAAAUUAUUUAUUUAAAUCAGUGCCUUCAUCAGAACAAAAUCAUUUUAAUGACCCAUGGCAGCGUGAUUCAUACUUUUGUCUGUAGGGCUAGAGUGGACGUACAGUAUCUGAUGCCUUGUUGUAGUGUCUUUGAAAUAUACUGAACCCUGAAUUUCUCCUGCAGCCAUCCUGAUUUUUGUCACUGUGGCACUAUAAGGAAUUAUUUAGUCCCAAUUCUUACAAUUCAGAUCAUAUCAGCAGAAAAAAACACUGAGUAUUAUAAGUAAUAUAAACCGAUAUAUUAUUUUUAUGCCAAUAUCGGCCGAUAAUAUCGGUUGGCCAAUAAUAAUACCAGUUGGCCAAUAUUAUUGGACAUUCCUAGUUGUAACUAACAUCAUAAAAAGAGUUGAAUAGCUAUAUAUGAGCUAAAUUAAAAAGGUA
This is a messenger RNA of Dunckerocampus dactyliophorus (ringed pipefish), 8089 nucleotides long. RefSeq names its product leucine-rich repeat and fibronectin type-III domain-containing protein 2. Gene Ontology annotation, molecular function: protein binding. NCBI's taxonomy places the organism in Eukaryota, Metazoa, Chordata, Actinopteri, Syngnathiformes, Syngnathidae. Bases 2599 to 4965 code for a protein of 788 amino acids. Gene Ontology annotation, cellular component: postsynaptic density membrane; cell surface. The record is from RefSeq and is a predicted model, not a curated record. The transcript is spliced from 4 exons.